Astrephomene gubernaculifera is the source of this 941-nucleotide messenger RNA. The record is from the annotation of a GenBank genome assembly. Lineage: Eukaryota; Viridiplantae; Chlorophyta; Chlorophyceae; Chlamydomonadales; Astrephomenaceae.
GUCGAAUUAUUUCUGUGCUUCAAACAUAUACCUUUUGUGUACAAACCUAGCAGCAAGCGAGGCUGUAUCAAGUACCGUAGUUUGGUGUUCGCGGGCAAGCUGCUCGGCUUAUCAUUUUUUGCUAGCUACUUAGAGCACUUCAGAAAUGGAAGACGUCCCUGAGGAGAAGCUGCAGGAGUACAAGGAGGCUUUCAGCCUAUUCGAUAAAGAUGGCAACGGGCGGAUUACGACAAAUGAGCUUGGCACUGUGAUGCGAUCACUCGGUCAGAACCCUACGCAGGCUGACCUGGAACAGAUGAUCCGUGAAGUCGACAAGGAUGGGAGCGGGACGGUGGAGUUCCAGGAGUUUGUCCUCCUCAUGCAAAGGCAGCAAGCUGUGCCUGACCAGGAAGAGUCCCUGCGUGAAGCCUUUAAGAUGUUUGACCGGGAUGGGAACGGCAAGAUCAGCGCGCAGGAGCUCAAGCACGUCAUGACGAACCUUGGCGAGGCCCUGACGGACGAGGAGGUUGACGACAUGAUUAAGGAGGCGGAUGUGGACAACGACGGCAUGGUCAACUACGAGGAGUUCGUCCGCAUGAUGUCGUCCAAGUAAAGUUGAGGCGACGGGAAGUUUGGCAUGCAGUUGCCCCGCUACCGCGACGAACAACGUUGGAAGUGGUUCAUGCUGGCCCGUAGCGUGCUUGUCGUACAGAACUAUGUCGCGUGUGUACAGAACUGUCGAUGUCCCUCUUUCAGCGGACUGUUCGUAUCCGUUGUCAUCACGACGCUCGUAUGUGGUUACUUCGGGUGGAUCUUGAGUAGCCCUGCACCAAGCAGUGACUAACGCGUGCAAUGAAGGCGAUCUCCAUAAGGGAAUUCUUCCAUAAUAAACGGUUCUGCAUGGCUUUGAGCACUCCUUACGCAAGCCCUCAAGGUACCAAGUAGUGUAACAUCGAUCAUGG